This is a messenger RNA of Pantherophis guttatus, 2392 nucleotides long. NCBI's taxonomy places the organism in Eukaryota, Metazoa, Chordata, Lepidosauria, Squamata, Colubridae. The record is from RefSeq and is a predicted model, not a curated record.
GCCAGGAGACUACCUGAUUACUGCAAUAACAUCAAUAAUAUUUUCACAUCUUUACCCAUAUGAUUUUUCCAAGUCUCCACCGUACAGAUUGGAAAGUAUGAAGACAAGCUUCUACCAUAUCUUGCCCUUCUUCUUAUCUGUUCAUGAGAUCAACCAGAGCCCAAAGGUGUUACCCAACAUCACUCUGGGGUACAACAUCUAUCAAAACUUCUUCACUGCAAGAAUGACCUAUGAGGCCAUGAUGGACUUGCUAUCUACAGGACAGGAGAAUGUCCCAAACUACAGAUGUGGAAGACAAAAGAACCUGCUGGCAGUCCUUGAAGAGACAGAUUCUGAACUCUUUGGUCACAUUUCUACAUUCUUGGGCAUCUACAAAAUUCCACAGAUCAAUUACGGUAUCAUCAGCCAUGCUCUUGAACAAAAUGACCGUUUUCCUUUUUUGUAUCGGUUGACCCCAAAACAAGAACCUCCUUUCUCAGCGAUUGUCAAGCUGCUCCUGCAUUUCCGAUGGACGUGGAUCGGUCUCAUUUCUCAGGAAAAUGAAAAAGGAGAAAACUUUAGAAGAAGCUUGACGAAUCUAGCUGUAAAAAAUGAGAUAUGCAUCGUCUUCUCGGAGAUCAUUCCAAUGAUGAACAUGGAUCAAAGUCUUAGAGGAAAAAGAACGGAAGGUCUCCUUUCUGUUUUCAGUAGCCAAGUCAAAAUUAUAAUCUGUCAACUGGAUUAUCCGGCCACAGCAACGCUAUCCAGCCUAAUACAAUAUACUGAUUCAAUUAAUGAAUUCAUUGGGGGGAAAGUGUGGAUUGCAACAACUUUGUCAGAUAUAAGUUUAAGAAUAUUUUACUACUCUGUUGAUCUCCGACAUAAACAUGCUUUGUUUUCCUUCCUCACCCAGACAAAGACAAGGGCACAAUAUUAUAUUUUCAAUUCAUUUUCUCAUAUUGCCACGCAGUUUGGAAUGGAAGCAUUCCAGUGCUCCUAUUCAAGGCCUGUGUGGUCUAAAAAGGUUUGGGAAAAAUGCACAGAAAAAGAGAAGUGGAAAUUCCCACCCCAUCACGUGGUGGCAAGAAUUCUGUCUGAGGAUGGCUCCAGUAUUUUCAACGCAAUCCAAGCUGUGGCCUUGGUCCUCAGUGCUGUCUCUUCCUCCCAAUUCAGUAAGAGGAGGAUGCUGUUUAAAGACCAUCAGUCAGCCCAGAUUGUACAGCCAUGGCAGCUUCAACAGAAGCUAAGAAACUUCCAGCUUCACAAUAUUUCCAGAGAUGCUGUUUAUUUGGAUGAAAAUGGACUUCCUGUGGCUGACUUUGAUAUCAUGCACUGGAGAAUGUUUCCCAAUGCGUCUGUUGUUGGUGUGAAAGUUGGGAGUGUAGAACGAGAAACCUCAUCUGAAGUCAAGGUCUCCAACCAUCAGAAUGCCAUUAUAUGGCCAACAUCAUUUAACAAGCUGCAGAAACAGAUACAUACUAGCAAAUGUUUUUCAGAUGCAGCCCACUGCAGCAAGUGUCCAGAUGACCAGUAUUCCAACAAGAAGCGAAAUCAGUGUGUCCCCAAAAAUAUAAGCUUUUUGUCUUAUGAAGAAAUUUUGGGUCUCAUCCUGGCUUUCUUUGCUCUUGCUAUGUCUCUUAUCACUAUCUUUGUCCUGGGAAUCUUCAUUAAACACCGAGAAACUCCCAUAGUCAGAGCUAACAACCGGGAUCUCACCUAUAUUCUCCUGCUGGCCCUCCUCUUUUCCUUCUUGACCUCCCUUCUAUUUAUUGGUCAUCCCAAGAAAGUGACUUGUUUUGUUCGGCAAACCAUUUUCAGUGUUGUUUUUUCUGUCGCUGUGUCUUCCUUGCUGGCCAAGACUGUCAUGGUGGUGGUAGCAUUCCUUGCCACAAAGCCAGGCAGUAGGAUGAGGAAAUGGCUUCGGAGGAGUCUGGCAAACUCCAUUGUCUUAUUGUGCUCUGGUGUUCAGGUAUGCAUCUGUAUCAUAUGGCUGGGAAUCUUCCCCCCAUUCCCAGAUUCUGACCUUCACUCCCAACCAAGGCAUAUCUUGCUGCAGUGCAAUGAAGGCUCUGUCAUCAUGUUCUAUUCUGCCCUUGGCUACAUGGGCCUUCUGGCUGCCAUCUGCUUCUUGGUGGCCUUCCUGGCCCGCAAGCUGCCAGGGACCUUCAAUGAAGCCAAGUUGAUCACCUUCAGCAUGUUAGUUUUCUGUAGUGUUUGGAUCUCCUUUGUCCCCACCUACCUGAGCACCAAAGGAAAAUACAUGGUGGCUGUGCAGAUCUUCUCCAUGCUGGCCUCCAGUCUUGGUUUACUAGGCUGCAUAUUUGCCCCCAAAUGCUAUAUUAUUAUUUUGAGACCUUCCAUGAACACCAAGGAGCAUAUGAUGAUGAAAAACAAUGAGGGCUCCUGAUGUUGG